Betta splendens (Siamese fighting fish) is the source of this 1656-nucleotide messenger RNA. It is a transcript of the gene tmbim4, whose product is annotated as transmembrane BAX inhibitor motif containing 4. The transcript has 8 exons. NCBI's taxonomy places the organism in Eukaryota, Metazoa, Chordata, Actinopteri, Anabantiformes, Osphronemidae. The coding region runs from base 189 to 899 and encodes 236 amino acids. The record is from RefSeq and is a predicted model, not a curated record. Gene Ontology annotation, cellular component: membrane. Gene Ontology annotation, biological process: negative regulation of apoptotic process.
ACGCGAAUCACUUGUUCAAACACGGACCACUUGUCCGGACGUACUUUCAGUCGAAUGUCUGUUGAAUAACCAACGUCAAACCAACUUCACCGCGGUCCAGGGACCUACCGUAGAUCUACGUGCAUUUCUACUUCACAUAGUGAAUUGAUACAUCUGAACUAACUGAUCAGCUUCUGUCCGGUGGCACGAUGAGUGCUGAAAAAUACCCCAGGUCUUCAAUUGAAGACGACUUCAACUAUGGCACGAACGUUGCGACAGCCAGUGUUCAAAUCCGUAUGGACUUCCUGAGGAAGGUGUACACCCUCCUGAGCCUGCAGAUCAUUCUGACCACAGCCACUUCUGCAGUCUUCAUGUUCUCUCAAACCAUCAAGGAUUUUGUCCACUCCAGCCCUGCUGUGGUUCUAGUGUCGGCACUGGGAUCUCUGGUUCUCCUGUUGGCUCUGGCCAUGUACAGGCAUCAACAUCCUGCAAACCUCUACCUGCUGUUUGCAUUUACUCUGUUGGAAGCAGUUUCAGUGGCCACAGCUUUGACCUUCUAUGAAUACUCGACCGUACUGCAAGCCCUGUUUCUGACUUGUGCUGUGUUUGCUGGACUGACAGCUUACACCUUCCAGUCCAAAAGAGACUUCAGCAAAUUGGGAGCAGGACUGUUUGCCUGCCUGUGGAUCCUCAUCAUUGCAAGCUUCAUGAGAUUCUUUUUCAACAGUGACAGUACAGAGCUGGUGUUUGCCGGAGCCGGGGCCCUGGUCUUCUGCGGCUUCAUCAUCUAUGACACCCACCUCCUGAUGAAGCAGCUCUCCCCCGAGGAACACAUCCUGGCUUCCAUCAACCUCUACUUGGACAUUGUCAACCUCUUCUUGCACAUCCUGCGUGUGCUUGACUCUAUGAAAAAGCACUAAAGGCAGCGCCACUUUAAACUGCCUCAUAAGGCUGUUAGUCACAACAGGCCAACUGGAAACAGGUGUGUAUUCUGUGGUCAACUGAUUGUUCUUUUGUAUUACGAUAUACUGUGCAGUAAAUCAGUGAUAGUUAUUCCAAACCAAAAUGUAAUUAUGUGACAACUUGGACUGUGCAUUGCUUGAUUUAAAUGGACAACUAGCGCCCCCCACCUGCUUACAUGCUCCUGUCCUAAUUGUUUUUUCACUUUCCCAAUGUAUGUUUAAAGCUGUUUGAUGGCGGCGUUCUAUAGUUAUAAUUAAAAGAAUUUAUUAUGAAAAUGUUUUUAUUGUUAAAUGCUCAGAUUUGUUCUACCUACAAAUCCACCUGUCUUAUACUGUUUUUUUUUUCUUUUUAAUAACUAUUGCAUGGUUGUAUCUAUUAGCCUGUCUGUACAUAAUUUAUAUGGUGUAAAUGUUCAAUAAAUCUGGAGUUAACAUCUGACGUUAAUGAAGACCUUAAAUGUUUUUUGACUAACAUGUCCUCCAUUGGAUAUAGUUUGCUUUUAUGAGGGAGUUUUAGUUUUACUGCUAUAUAAAUAACUUGUAUGAUGUGAAGUUGACUCUUUGUUUUCAACUGGACCAAUUAGAAAUUCUUAGUUUGUCAUUGAGGUUAUCCUAAUUAUGAUGUGAUGAUUUAUUUGUGUGUAUAUAUAGGAUUUUCACAGGACUUUGUGUGACAGUUAUUUGCUGAAAAAUAAUAAAGUAACAACAACUGUUA